GUCCUGGCUUCAUUCUCACGCCCCACUCUUCCCAACAUUCCACGACGGGAAACUGUCGACUUCGGACGUUACCUUUAAACCACCAGCACUUGGAUUUUCCUUCAUUUUCAUACCGUGUCAAGGAGUGAUUCUAACUUCCCAUAGGCGGAAAGGACCGGGAAAGGCACUUUUCCUAUCAGGUCGUCCUCUAGUUGACCCAGAACAAGCGUGAAAUUCCCAAGACGUCUCAUCAGGGCUCAGGUUUCGCGGGACGACAGGAGAAAACGAUGAGACACAGAAGAAAGGACGGCGGCUCACCUUUCGUGCUACCAGUUUUACUACUGGCGAUAGCCAACUUGGCGAGUUCUGAAAUCUUCGUGGACAAGGGCGGUUUCCUGAAAUGGGAGCUCUCUGCAAACCCAGUACUAGCCGGAGCAGAGGACAAGCUGGAGAUGAGAUUCAAAGCAUGUAACGAGAGAGGACUGCUCAUCUACCAGGGUGGACAAGCGCAGAAUUUCUUCUCAAUGGGCGUUUUCAACGGUCGGAUAUACAUCGAGGCUUCUCUCAGUGGACAGCUUCUUGAGAUGUUCAUAGGAGACGAGAACAACCCACCAGUCCAGAACAACCAGACCCACGAAAUCGUCAUCACCAACAUGAAGGACCACCAUCUCGGGCAGAUGAGGGCGGUCGUCGACGGACAAAACGCCCCCUUGACGGUGCUAACGGAUGUGCAGCCACAGCUGUCCUUCACGGAUCCCAACCUCCGAGGGAACACCUUCAUCGGCGGAUACAACGAAGUCAAUGACUUGAGGUUACAAUCCCAACGUCUGUACAACUACCCAAUCGUGUGCUUCUCGUACCUCCGUGUUGGAACUCCUGCGCGAGAAGUUGACCUCACGUCCACCACUGAGGGCACGGGUCAGGUCGUCCCGUCAUGCCCUGUCUGUGCCCCGCCCUCCAUUGCGACCUUGAGAAGUUCAAGGUCAUACAUGAAGGUCCAGGCUGACCUGCAGCCGAGGUCGGGAACAACCAUCAGCUUCAAGUUCAGGACGAAGGCUCAGAACGGUCUGCUUUUCUACUUCGGAGGUCCCGCCUGGUUAGUGGUCUACCUCAAGGAUGGAAAAGCUGUGCUGAGGCUCAACACUAAGGGCAGCGGUCCGGACGAGAGUUACGUGUCCACCAACACGUUUAACGACGGGCAGGAACAGGAGCUGUUCAUCGAACGUGACGCCAACACCGCCACCAUGAGGGACCGCGCAGGCAACACCAUCGCCCUGGUCACUUUCACAGGUGAGGGAGCGGACGCGGCCCAUUCACUCAACGUGAACUCCCUGUAUGUCGGCGGGUUCAAGAACCCGGCCACCGACCUGACCACCGACGCCAAACAGUACAUCGAAGUGACCGAGUCCCUGAGGGGCUGCAUGGAGGAGUUCCGCUUCGUGUCUUACAGCAGCGUGCAGGAAACCGCCAAUCAGAUCGACUUCAAGACUAAGACCAUUGAGAGCAGGGAAACCACCUUUGACCAGUGCCACGAGCUGGACACGUGCCUGUUUAAGGAGUGUACGGGUGUGGGACAGAAGUGUAACCUGGGCGUGUGCGAGUGCAAAGCGGGGUGGAACGAGCGGACACCCGGGGCCGACCCGCUGGUCUGCAUCGACGUCGACGAGUGUGAGUCGAACCCUUGUCAGAAUGGAGGAACCUGCAUCAACAUGGAGAACGCCUACAGGUGCCAGUGUCCCGCGCAGUUCAAAGGAGUGAAUUGCGACACCGAGCGGAACUGCUUCAACUUCCCUUGUCAAAAUGGUGGCACCUGCAUUGAGGGCACCUCCCCGACCCCUAGCAUCUCCGGGCGGAACUGCACCUGCCAGCAAGGGUUCUCCGGCGUGAGCUGCGAAGAUGACGUAGACGAGUGCAGCCUCCCAAACAACUGCGUUGUCGGCACGUGUAAGAACCUGGUGGGUUCGUACGAGUGCACGUGUAAGACCGGUUAUGACGGGUACCUCUGCCGGAACGUGAUUGACAACUGCGCCAACAACCCCUGCGACCCCGGCACCUGCUACAGCUUCAUCGGCGGGUACAACUGCACGUGCGCGGACGAUGUGGAAGUCAGGGUUCUCAACAGGAAAGACUGUGGAGCGCUCCGAGUGACCGGACCUGUCAGCAUCUCGCCGUUCGCUCUGGUGGCCAUCUGUGUCUGUCUUCUGGUCCUGCUCAUCCUGGUGAUCGUGUUCGCCAUCUUCCGCCGCCGCUACACGCGCGAGAAGAAGAAGGCCAGCCGGAACUUCAUCAGCGCUGACGCCGAGUCUCGCGAGAACAUCGUGAAGUACGAGGAGGAGGGGUACGGCGAGGAGGACCAGGAGGCGUACGACAUCUCCGCGCUCAGGAACGCCAGCAUGACCAGGGCCUCGCCUACUAACAAGGUGCCUGACACCAAGGACGUCGGAGAGUUCAUCGACACCAGACUAGACGACGAGGAGCUGGGAGACAACCUGGGCGCGCGGGACGAGUUCAUUCCGUACGAGGACGAGGGGGAGGGCUCGCUGGCAGGGUCCCUCAGCUCCCUCAACUCCUCCAGCUCGGGCGGCGACCAGAACUACGACUACCUGAACGACUGGGGACCGAGGUUUAGCAAACUCGCCAACAUGUUCAACGAAGGAGAGAGUGAAGACGACUAGCACGUAGAAGUAGAGUUUUUGUUGUUGUAAGACGUUUAAGUAUUUUUGCCCGUCUUUAAUCAGAGAUCUGGCUACUGGUUAGACAUAACCUUUCACCGCAUUUCAUACAGAGAAUAAGUCAGUGACUCUGAUUGGUCGAAAUAUCCAUGUUUCUGACCACAGUCAUCAAUCAUGAUGGUGGUACUUUUCUGUAGUUUAGCUUAUCAAAUGUGACAAUACACAAACAUCGUUUGAAAUGCGACUUUUUAGGAAUAUCAGAAGAUGAGAGGAGAAAACAUUGUGAAAAUCGGGACAAGUAGUUUCACAUGACAUCGGAUGGUUUUGCUUCAUGUACAAGAUAACAAACAUGUAGGUAUCUUUAAAAACAUACUUUCCACAGUUACCAAAGAAUAGAACAUAUCCAUCGGACUGCUUGUCCCACAAAAAAUACAAACAAGUCAGACGUGCAAUCAUUUUUGCAUAAAGAUCUGCUAUUUUUAUACUAAACGAAGCGAGUUAGCUUCUUUGCACUGCUGUGUACUCAGAACAUGUUGGCGGCUGUAUUUAGAUCAAUUUUUCCACCCAAACAGAAGUUUUAGAAAAUGUGUAAGUCUGGUUAAAUGGAGUCUAACUGGUCCAACCCUGUGCAUACAUGAACGCAUACAAAAGCAACACAUUCCGUUGGGUUUAAAUUUCGACCGCAUCCACACGGACACCCGGUGAUGUUUUAUGUUAUAUUGAUAAUUCAAAAUGUGAAUAAUUUAAAAUUCCAUUUGUACGCAGGCCAUGACGCAGGGUUGAAUUUAGAUGGCUGAUGAUUGUAUAUAGAUAUUCUAGUGUAUUUGAUAUGGCGGAAUUUUGUUGUUAUUUUAAAUAUCAUGGUGCCUACCGUUGGUAAAAUUUUAUCUUAGUGCUGUGAUGGAAUUUUAUGCUCACAAUCAUGUGUAUUUUAACUGUUAGCUGCA
Messenger RNA from Branchiostoma belcheri (Belcher's lancelet), 3598 nucleotides. RefSeq names its product neurexin-1b-like. The transcript is spliced from 14 exons. Bases 267 to 2654 code for a protein of 795 amino acids. Gene Ontology annotation, molecular function: calcium ion binding. The record is from RefSeq and is a predicted model, not a curated record. Gene Ontology annotation, biological process: homophilic cell-cell adhesion. Lineage: Eukaryota; Metazoa; Chordata; Leptocardii; Amphioxiformes; Branchiostomatidae.